AUGGGCUCCGUGCUGCCCGGCCCCUCUCUGGGCCUGAAGUCCGUCUUCAAGCCGCAGCAGCAGCAGCAGCUCUCCCUGGCUGAUGUCAUCACCUCCGACAUCCUGCACAGCUUCCUGUACGGCCGGUGGAGGCACGUGCUGGGCGAGCAGCACCACCUGCACCCGCACGAGGACCGCAGCGCCCCGAGCGCGAGCCCGAAGACCGCGUUCACCGCCGAGGUCCUCGCGCAGUCCUUCUCCGGAGAGGUGCAGAAGCUGUCCAGCCUGGUUCUCCCGAGCGAGGUGAUCAUCGCCCAGAGCUCCGUGCCAGGAGAAGGUUUGGGGAUCUUCUCGAAGACGUGGAUUAAAGCAGGAACAGAGAUGGGACCGUUCACCGGACGUCUGAUUUCCCCUGAACACAUCGACCUGUACAAGAACAACAACCUCAUGUGGGAGGUGUUUAACGAGGACGGGACGGUCCGAUAUUUCAUCGACGCGAGUCAGGAGGACCAGAGGAGCUGGAUGACGUACAUCAAGUGUGCGAGGAACGAGCAGGAGCAGAACCUGGAGGUGGUGCAGGUCGGCAGCAGCAUCUUCUACAAGGCCGUGGAGACGAUUCCUCCGGACCAGGAGCUCCUCGUGUGGUACGGAAACUCCCACAACACAUUCCUGGGAAUACCGGGAAUACCUGGAGGAGACGAAGAGCAGACCAAGAAGACAAAGACAGAUGAGUUCCACACCUGUGAAGGCUCCUCCUCUUCCUCCUCCUGCUCUUCCUCCUCCUCUUCCUCCUCCUCCAUCAGUGUUGGUCGCAUGCGUUGUGUAAUCUGUCAUCGCGGGUUCAACUCCCGCAGCAACCUCCGCUCUCACAUGAGGAUUCACACGCUGGACAAACCCUUCGUCUGCCGCUUCUGCAACAGACGCUUCAGCCAGUCGUCGACUCUGAGGAAUCACGUGCGUCUGCACACCGGAGAGCGACCGUACAAGUGCCUCGUCUGCCAGUCCGCCUACUCCCAGCUGGCCGGGCUGCGCGCGCAUCAGAAGAGCGCCCGGCACCGACCAUCUGCAGAUGCUAAUGCUAAGGCUAACGCCAUCGCUAUCGCCGCUGCGGGGGGAGGGAACAUGAUGGUGCACUCCCCUCAGAAUCACCCCCCCCAGCUGAGCAUGCCUCACCCAGCCUCUCUGGUUCACCACAUACCCACCAUGGUGCUGUGAGAGGCACCACUGAACAAGAGCUACUGAAGUAUACCUUUCUCAGCAGUUUUAAACACGUUGUUAAAGUUGUAAAUUGAAAACAGAUCAACAGAAAAGCUGUCUAGGUUUAGCUCAAUAUUGUGGUUGAAACUAUUGAUCAAUCAACCCUAAAAAUGGCGUGCACGUGAACUAAACUCCAUCCAGUCACAGUUGAAGGGUAACAUUGCGUAUCUUAUCCCGGGUAACGUCAGAAACCGUAGAAGUUCUGGUUAAAGUUGUACAUUGAAAACAGAUCAACAGAUUGUUGUAUUCCUCCUGGCUAGGUUAGCUAAACUUUGUGGUCCGCCUUCCAAGAGGUACGUUUAAUAUGUGACGGACGUACAUUGAAGAGAGCCAGAUUAGCCGUACGUCAUGAAUCCUCCUCUGACGCUACCAUUCAACGAACCUGCGUCGUUGGAGCAAAGAAACCCUGGCUAGGUUUAGAUACAGAUUUUGGUUUGGCCUUAGAAAAGUACUCGUUUGAAGUACCCCAAAACUGACGUUCCCAUUGAACUAAAGUCCGUCCAGUCACAGUCGAAGGGUAACGUUACGUAUCUUAUCCCUCAGGAACCGUAGAAGUUUGAACACGUGGUUUUGGUUGUAAAUGGAAACAGAACUACUUCGUUGAGAGAAGAAACAACAUUGGGUUUCGGCCACAUACCCCCCAUGGUGCUGUGAGAGGGCAGACAUGAGUCACAGCAGAACAAUAACUAGUGAAUUAUACAUUUGAACCAAACUGCGUCCUCAAUAACCGUAAAGGGUAACGUCAGCAGUUUUAAAAACGUGGUUAAAGUUGUAAAUUGAAAAAGAUCAACAGAUUUUUAAAUCCUGCUGACUCGGUUUAACUAAACAUCGUGGUUUGAAACAUAUUUUAAAAAAAGCCAGAUUAGUCGUACGUCAUGAAUCCUCUUACGUUCCCAUUCAACGAACCUGCAUCGUUGGAGCAAAGAAACCCCAGCUAGGUUGAGAAAAAGAUUGAAGCUAUUGAUCAAUCAACACUAAAACGGACGUUCCCAUUGAACCCGUCCAGUCACAGUCGAAGGGUAACGUUACGUAUCUUAUUGUCAGUUUUAAACACGUGGUUAAAGUUGUAAAUGGAAACAAGAAACAAACAAAGCAAACGACCAGCUUUAGGGCUGGAAUAAACAUCGUGGGUCGACUCAGAACAAGUGCACGUUUUAUUAUUACAGAUGUCUGGUUUCCAAAGGGACACAAACUGCGCUCUCUCUGGAGUCUUCGUGGGAACCAUCAGACUCAUCACAAACCACGACUUGCUUUCAAAAUACCGUACAGGUGUUGAACCUGGAAGCGUCAGUUCUCUUAAACAAAGCUCCUCAACACACCGGUGACGCUUCAGUCAGAGAUGACCUCGGCACGUCGUUGGUAUGGGCCAAACCUUUUCCUCUGGCGUUGGCUAUGAAUGAGGAUCGAUCACGUUUAAAUGCAGUUGUUUACGUGCAUGCAGCAUCGUGCAACGUGUAUGUCUGCAUUAGGACACAUUGACAUCACCUUUGAGUAGCUUUAAGGUGUUAGUGUACACAUUUAAGAUUGUAUCGCACCACAUUGGGUGCCAAGUGUAGAUUAAUUAGAGGAUUUAUUAAAUUAUCAAGCACUAAGCAUAUGUACUUAUUUAGAGUAGGCAUCAUAGUUAUUUAUAAUAAAAGGUAGGAGGACUGCAUUUUCGAAAAGCGCUUUUAUUUUGCAAUUAACGCCACAGCUGGACGUGGAUUCAGCU
This is a messenger RNA of Gymnodraco acuticeps, 2947 nucleotides long. Its product is annotated as PR domain zinc finger protein 12-like. The record is from RefSeq and is a predicted model, not a curated record. Gene Ontology annotation, cellular component: nucleus. Gene Ontology annotation, biological process: neurogenesis. Bases 1 to 1194 code for a protein of 397 amino acids. The transcript is spliced from 6 exons. Gene Ontology annotation, molecular function: histone methyltransferase binding. Lineage: Eukaryota; Metazoa; Chordata; Actinopteri; Perciformes; Bathydraconidae.